AGACGAAUUUCCCUAUGGGCGUGCUUCGCAAGACGAAAACGUCUUGCGACUUUGUUUCCUUUGUCUUAAAACCUUUAAAACCAAGGGUGCUUUGCUUGAACAGCUGCAGUUGCGACUUGACUUCGAGGAGCAACUGUUAGCACGCGGUUUGGUAGCCUUUUCUCAGACUUUGCUCAUUUUUGAAGCUUUUCCAAAACUUUUCCAGAACUUCUUUUGCAUCCAUUUGGUAAGUUAAACUUUUAAAACUUUUUUUGGGGGUUUUUGAAUUUUGGGUUGGGGUGUUUGGGAUUCAAGGACUUGGUUCUGGGUUUUAAUUUCUGUGUGGUGUGUGGCUGGGUGCUUUUGAAUUUUUUGGAUUUGAAGCACAUCACUGAUUUCUUUUUCUUUUUCUGAGUUUACGAAGGAGCUGUGCUGCCAUGGGACCCAAGAAGACUGCUGCUGCAGAGGCCGGCGAGAGGAAGAAGGAGAAGGUGACGCUGGAAAUGAAGAAGGAGAUCAUCCGGAAGCACGACGGCGGAAUGCGUGUGACGGACCUCGCCAGGGAGUACGGCAGGAAUCCAUCAACCAUCGGGACCAUCCUGAAGAUGAGGGAGAAGAUCAUGGCGACUGAUGCAGCCAAGGGAGUCACCAGGAUCGUGAAGAACCGCCCAGCUGUUCUGGAGGAGGUCGAGAAGUUGCUGCUCAUCUGGUUAGAAGAGAAGCAGCGUGCAGGGGACACAGUGACUGAGGCCGUCAUUUGCGAGAAGGCCAAGGCCUUGCACGCAGACCUCGUCCGGGAACAGCCAGGAACCUCAGGCGAGCCAGAAGUCUUCAAGGCAAGCAGAGGUUGGUUUGACCGGUUCAAGACAAGAUCUGGAAUCCACAGCGUGGUCAGGCAUGGAGAGGCUGCCAGUUCUGAUGUUCCUGCGGCUGAAGACUUUGCAGCGGAGUUCCUGGAGGUUGUGAAGACGGAGGGCUACGUUCCACAGCAGGUCUUCAACUGCGACGAGACCGGGCUGUUUUGGAAGAGGAUGCCCAAAAGGACUUUCAUCACACAGGAGGAGGCCAAGUUGCCUGGCCACAAGCCCAUGGAGGACCGUCUGACCCUGCUCUUCUGUGCCAACGCAAGCGGCGACCUGAAGAUCAAGCCCCUGCUGGUGUACCACUCGGAGAACCCACCGGCCUUCAAGAGACACAAGAUCGACAAGGAGCAGCUGAGUGUCAUGUGGCGAUCCAACAGCAAGGCUUGGGUCACACGUGUGCUGUUUGUGGACUGGGUCAAUCUUGCUUUUGGCCCUGCUGUCAAACAGUACCUGCUGGACAACGACCUGCUGCUGAAGGCUUUGCUUCUGAUGGACAAUGCUCCUGCUCAUCCUAAAGGCCUUGAGGUGGACUUGUUGGAGGAGUUCAGCUUCAUCAGAAUCAUGUUCCUGCCGCCUAACACCACGCCACUGCUCCAGCCGAUGGAUCAGCAGGUCAUCGCCAAUUUCAAAAAACUCUACACCAAGGAGCUUUUCAGGCGAUGCUUCGAGGUGACUGACUGCACCACCAUCACCCUGCGGGAAUUCUGGAAGGACCACUUCGACAUCGUCACCUGCUUGAAGAUGAUCACCACGGCCUGGAAUGGGAUCAGCCAGAGAAAUUUGAAUUGCGCUUGGCGCAGCCUGUGGCCAGACUGUGUGGCACCAAGUGACUCUGAUGCACCAGAGUCAACAGUGGUGCAGGACAUUGUUGCCUUGGGGAGGACCAUGGGCCUGGAGGUCACAGAGGAGGACGUCUGCGAGCUGGUGGAGGAGCACGACCAUGAGCUGACCACCCAGGAGCUGGUUGAACUGCAGGGGCCAUAG
Messenger RNA from Podarcis raffonei (Aeolian wall lizard), 1826 nucleotides. RefSeq names its product tigger transposable element-derived protein 1-like. Gene Ontology annotation, molecular function: DNA binding. The transcript is spliced from 3 exons. Bases 417 to 1826 code for a protein of 469 amino acids. Gene Ontology annotation, cellular component: nucleus. The record is from RefSeq and is a predicted model, not a curated record. Lineage: Eukaryota; Metazoa; Chordata; Lepidosauria; Squamata; Lacertidae.